Molecule: messenger RNA, 4046 nt
Organism: Pseudomyrmex gracilis
Lineage: Eukaryota; Metazoa; Arthropoda; Insecta; Hymenoptera; Formicidae
Product: DENN domain-containing protein 1A
Exons: 15
Coding region: 458-3220 (920 amino acids)
Biological process (GO): endocytosis; endocytic recycling
Cellular component (GO): intracellular membrane-bounded organelle; cytosol
Molecular function (GO): guanyl-nucleotide exchange factor activity; phosphatidylinositol phosphate binding
Source: RefSeq, a predicted model, not a curated record
UAGUUUGUUAUCCUAGUGUGUUUCCUUUCGCUUGAAAACAACCCUUUAAUUUAAGCUUCUUUGUGUCUACGAUCCGAGAAAAUUGAAACGUGGAUACAAAGUUUGUAAUUGCUAUGAUGUGACCUAUGCUUGUCAAAUUUACUUUGAUUUUAACCAUACGAGAAACGUGUGAUAUAUGUGUGUAUACGUAUCUUCUCUGUCUCACUUUGCCGAUUUCAUGUCGUGCGAUAGGCGGUGAUCUUCCACGUUUUCCAAUUUGAGGACAGAAAAGAAAAGAAUCUCUGGAAGACACACAAGAUCUAGGAAAACGUGACUACUGAGGAUCAGAGCGAGAUUGGCAAUAUCCGAAAUUUUUUUAAAACUCACGUGAGAAAUGCGGAAUAUGUCGCAUAUAACAGUACGAUGACAUAUAGCUGUCAAUAUUAUACGGAGUACUUAUAUUUUUCUAACUGUUAUCAUGGGAUCGAGAUUGAGGGAAAAUGUCAAACAACUUUUUGAAUGUUUCUGUGAGGUAGCUGCUCCAGUAGGAGAGAAGCCAGCUUGGAUACUUCAAAAAUACCCCAAUACUUUUUCAGAUGAAGAAAUACUUAAGUCUGUUCCUAAAUUCACAUACCCUUGCGAAUUUGAAAAUGUAUUGGUACAACAUUUCUCAUUUGUGCUCACUAGUAUAGAUUCUAAAUGGACCUUUGGAUUUUGUCGCCACGAUCCCAAAAGGGAAACAGCUCUGGUGGUCCUGAGUGCACUCCCAUGGCACGAAACAUUUUACAAGCUACUAAAUCAUAUUGCAUCUUUAACCAACCAUGCUAGUGGAGAAGAUUUGUGGCACUUUCUUGAAAACAUAUAUACUUGUGGAGUUCCAAUUCCUGGAAGCUCUAUAUCGAUUCCGUUACCAAAUUCUACAAUGAAUUUUAUUUGUGAAAGUCCAAAGCAGUUCCAAUUGCCUAGCAUCCCGGAAAAUAAAAACUUGACUGAAUACUAUAGCGCUGUUGAUUCACACAAUAUGAUGCAAAUAUUCGCGUCUAUGUUAUACGAGCGACGUAUUAUUUUUAUUUCAAAACGGCUGUCGAGACUGAGCGCUUGUGUACAGGCGUGCAACGCUUUAAUUUAUCCUAUGAUUUGGCAGCAUAUAUUUAUCCCAGUUCUGCCUUUAUCGUUAAUAGAUUAUUUAUUAGCGCCUAUGCCGUUUUUGAUAGGUUUGCCCACAUCAACGCUUCAGAAAGUACCCAAGAGUGAUUUAGGGGACGUUGUUAUCUUAGAUGCCGAUAAUAACACAAUCGAGUCACCAUUUCAAGAUCUGGAAUCCUUACCUCAAGACGUAGUAACGAAUUUGAAAAAAGCUCUACGGAAUAGAUCGGCUCUUCUUGGAGAUGGUGUCUCGAGAGCGUUCUUGCGCGCGCUGGUGCAAUUAACUGCAGGUUAUAGAGAAGCGUUAACCUUACAGCAAGGUGAACGUAUCACGUUCAAUAAAGAUGUUUUCGUCGAAAGUAGGCCGUCUUCCAUGCAGCCUUUUCUACGGGAAAUGUUAGAAUUACAAAUUUUCCAACAAUUUAUAGAAGAAAGAUUGAACAUGCUCAAUUCGGGACUCGGUUUCUCAGAUGAAUUUGAAAUGGAAGCGUGCAGUUAUUCGGCCAAAUCAAGUAGUAAAUUUAUGCAGCAAUACAGAGACUGGACGUACGCCAUGCGAAAAGAAAGCUCGGCAUUUUUCCGCAGCGUGAAAGAUAAGGCCAAUCCAGCAGUAAAAUAUGCUGUUAAAUCAGUGAAGGACAAAGGGAAAGAUAUGAAGACGGCAUACAAAGGACUAAAGUGGAAAGGACGGUCUAACCGAAGCGAUACGAGUAUGAGAUUUCAGCAGCCACGUUCGGCUCCCAGUUCGCCUACGUUAGAUAGAAGGCCUGUUGGAUUUACGCCUCCGCCAAAAUCGCCAAACGGAGUGUCGGCAACAACCAGUUACCGAAAGGAACUGCGAUUGAGAAAUAGCGCCUUUACAGAUACAAGUAGGAAACAAUACUCACCUCUAAACCCCAGUUCGCCGGAAGAAUCGGACUCUCCACCGGAACGCCUAAAUAUAGAUCUUAUGCACGAGCUACGAGAUGUGAUAUUUCCAAAUACACCUCCUGUAGACCGAACGUUGAAACCAGUACGCAGUUUAGACAGCUUGAGACCUGCAUGGAGUGGGCAAUUACGGCACGGCCCUCCACCUAGUACUGUCAUUGCAAAUCCAUACGAAGUUCUUUCCGCGAGGCCGGUUUUAACUUCCUCCUCCUCCUCCUCUUUUCAUCCUUCCUUUUCGGAUAAAUCAAUCGAUCAAUCGAGAACGCUUAUGUUGAAUUCAUUAACUGCAAAGUCAAACAGAACUGUGAAUGAAGUAGAUAAAUCGUCACUUCUGCCGGUAUCACUCGCAUCAUGCAAUCGAAGUAUCGAGUCCAAUCGAUUUUUGCACGAAUUACACGCACGUAACAACGUGAUGAAAUCAUCGUUCAGAGAGAACGUUCAGUCGGAAGAGAAAUUUUCUUCAAAUGAUAAAGCGUUCAAUUUCAAAGAUAUUUUUGCGAAUACCGAUUCGAUCCUGAAUGCAUGGGACAAUGAGUCUGUCGAUAGAUCUUACAAAACGUCGAAUUUUCUUCACGAAGUGAACGAGGAUGAUCCUUUUGAUACGAGUAAAGUGUUCACACCUACCUAUUUGCAAAGUGCACCACUUUACAAAUCCACUGUUCCCUCGAUGCCCGUUCAAUUUCAUCCAUUGUCACAUCCAUACAAUACUACAUCCUGCUCUGCACAUGCUAAGGACUCACCUGAAGUACCGGAUUUAAUACGUUUAGAUUCAACUAAUAGCAGCGACGAUUUCGAUCCCCUUCUGUCAAAAUCGUCCGAGGUGUCGAGCACAAAGCAAAUGAGUCAAUCAUUGCAUCUGCCUGAAAUGAGCGAAGGUCUCAGUAACCCCUUGUAUCCGUAUUUUCAGCAGCCGUCGCACAAAAAUCUUGACAAGCCGAAGGCCUCCGAUAAUAUGGGUGACAUGGAUUUAUUGCAAGCGUACGGUAUAGAUUUUAAUAAAUUUAGCUUGGCCAAUGGUGAUAGCUCUACGAAGAGUGAGUCCGCCACGUCUACGUCUAGGAGUAUACCCGAUAACAGUAUUAGUAAUAUCGAUACAAUGGAUACGUUCAAUUUCACGCUGAACGCGUCUGCUAUUAAGUCGCAGAACAAUUGGACGAAGUUUGAGUAACCGCAUCAGUAUACAUAUCAUAAUUGUAAAUACGUCAUUAGCAUCAUCUUGUUACGCAUUUUAGAACACUAGUAUCACUAUUGCCAACAAUUACACAUCAUUAUAUAUAUUUAUUCCUUGUAAGAUCAUGGGAAUUAGCCAACAAUUGUCUUUCUACGCAUACAGUUAUAUCCGCCGAAAUUCCGCGCUUCCUGUAAACAAAAGUUUUAUACCUCCUCUGUACAUGUUUUGUUAUAAAGGCCUAUAUAAUAGCUGUUAUAUAUAUAUUAUGCACACAUUUUAACACAUUGAUCGCCGCGUCACUCAAAUAUGGAUGAUAGUUUAAUUCAUCUAAUUAACAGGAUUUUACAAAUAAUUUGCAAAAGUUUUUAAUAAUAACAAAGGUAUUUACUAGCAACAAUAUACAAAACUGUAAUGUACUUAAAAGAAAGAUUAUAAGUAAAAAAAAAUAUAUAAUAUUAUAUUCCAAGAAAGAAACUACACUCUGGAUAGUUUGAUGUCAGUUAUUAUAUAUAUAUAUAUAUAUAUAUGAAAAUGACUGGCUUCCGAAUAAAAAGCAAACAAAGUAACGAAAGAAUUCAGAAGCUUCAUUCGGACUUUAUAAAGUCAGUUGUUUAUAAACAGUUCCAAGUGUAUUAGAGAGACAAGUUAAAAACAAAUUGUUGUCAGCAACUUUAUAUGCUACCGCGAUAAUUCGCGGAUUCGAGCCUCGCGGGAAACAUACUCAAUCUAAUCUGGGCGAUCAAAGUGUUAAAUGUGAUUUUUUUUUUUUACUUCUGUUCGACCAAUGUGUUUUCCAUCAAAAUCAUUAUUCAUUGAUGAGCAG